AUGGCCCCAACUAAACCUGUUUCCGUAAAAGUUAAUGCCGCUUUAUUCGAUGUCGAUGGUACCAUCAUUAUCUCUCAACCAGCUAUCGCUGCUAUGUGGAGAGAUUUCGGUAAAGACAAACCAUACUUCGAUGCUGAACACGUUAUCAAGAUUUCCCACGGUUGGAGAACUUACGAUGCUAUUGCUAAAUUCGCUCCAGAUUAUGCCAAUGAAGAAUUUGUCGCUAAAUUAGAAGGUGAAAUCCCAGACAGAUUCGGUGAACAUUCUAUCGAAGUUCCAGGUGCUGUCAAGUUAUGUAACGCCUUAAACGCUUUACCAAAGGAAAAAUGGGCUGUUGCCACUUCUGGUACCUGGGAUAUGGCCCACAAAUGGUUCGACUUAUUAAAGAUUAAAAGACCACAAAAUUUCAUCACCGCUUCUGACGUUAAAAACGGUAAGCCACAUCCAGAACCUUACUUAAAGGGUAGAAACGGUCUAGGUUUCCCAAUCAACGAAGAAGAUCCAUCUAAAUCCAAGGUUGUUGUCUUUGAAGAUGCUCCAGCUGGUAUUGCUGCCGGUAAAGCUGCUGGUUGUAAGAUUGUCGGUAUUGCCACCACUUUCGACUUAGAAUUCUUAAUCGAAAAGGGCUGUGACAUCAUUGUCAAGAAUCACGAAUGUAUCAGAGUUGGUGAAUACAACGCUGAAACCGAUGAAGUCGAAUUAAUCUUUGAUGACUACUUAUACGCUAAGGAUGACUUAUUAGAAUGGUAA
Kazachstania africana CBS 2517 is the source of this 750-nucleotide messenger RNA. RefSeq names its product glycerol-1-phosphatase RHR2 (gene GPP1). The transcript has a single exon. Gene Ontology annotation, biological process: response to osmotic stress; glycerol biosynthetic process. Gene Ontology annotation, molecular function: beta-phosphoglucomutase activity; sn-glycerol 1-phosphatase activity. Bases 1 to 750 code for a protein of 249 amino acids. NCBI's taxonomy places the organism in Eukaryota, Fungi, Ascomycota, Saccharomycetes, Saccharomycetales, Saccharomycetaceae. The record is from RefSeq and is a predicted model, not a curated record.